Messenger RNA from Paramecium pentaurelia, 273 nucleotides. The record is from the annotation of a GenBank genome assembly. Lineage: Eukaryota; Ciliophora; Oligohymenophorea; Peniculida; Parameciidae.
AUGGUUUUGGUAAACAAACAUACUAAGAUGGGAGUAUUUAUGAAGGUGAUUGGAUUGAAGCUUAGAAAAAUGGUAAUGGCAAAUAUAAAUAUCCUGAUGGUAGUUAUUAUAAUGGAUAAUGGAAAGAUGGAUUAAAGCAUGGAUUUGGAAAAUAUAAAUUUACUGAUGGAAGUUCAUAUGAAGGAGAAUGGGAUAAUAAUGUACAACAUGGUCAAGGAGUUUUUAUAUAGCAAGGAAUGUAUUAAAAAGGUAUUUGGUUUAAUGGAAUGUUGA